Messenger RNA from Purpureocillium lilacinum, 1803 nucleotides. RefSeq names its product vacuolar fusion protein mon1. NCBI's taxonomy places the organism in Eukaryota, Fungi, Ascomycota, Sordariomycetes, Hypocreales, Ophiocordycipitaceae. The record is from RefSeq and is a predicted model, not a curated record. Gene Ontology annotation, biological process: vesicle-mediated transport; protein targeting to vacuole. Gene Ontology annotation, cellular component: fungal-type vacuole membrane; Mon1-Ccz1 complex.
AUGGGACAGGAGACGGGAUCUCCCGACCGCGAGCAGCCGCCCCCGCUGCCUCCUCGGAGAGCAGCCUCAAGCUCGGCGGAUGCAAGGAGCCUGCAGGCACAGGCUACAACUGCGAUAACCCCGGUGGACAUCCAGACUCUGUCCUUUCCAGACGGCUCACGCGGGACGUUCUCGACUCCAGGGCCUAGAUCGGUGUCCACGCCAAUCGGCGCCGGCAGUGGACAAGUGUCGCCCAGUCACAAAGGCAGCGGCUCCGCUGGCGAAGGAGCCGAUGAUGGUGCUAGCAUCUCGAGCUUUGCGCCGACGAUGCGCCCCGCUGGCGACAUUGCGAGCCUACUUGCAGGAGAUUUUCAUCGGAAAAGCCCCGCUUGGAACCUACUACAAUCACAGUCCGCAGCCAUACAACCGUUUGACCGUGGCAGGCGAGGAGCGCAAGACCGCCUCGCAGAGUUUCACAACGAGACAGAGCCGUUACCGGAUGAGACAAACGAAGAAUACAAGGACGAAGAGAGGCUUGCCAUUUGGAAGGGGAAACUCAAACAUUACAUGAUUUUGUCCUCCGCGGGCAAGCCAAUCUGGAGCCGCCACGGCGAUCUCAACCUCAUCAACUCCUCCAUUGGAGUGGUACAGACAAUAAUAUCCUUUUAUGAAGGCUCGAAAAAUCCACUACACGGAUUCACUGCCGGCAACGCCAGGUUCGUCAUCUCGAUCCAGGGUCCGCUGUACUUUGUUGCCAUCAGCAAGCUCGGGGAGAGCGAUGCGCAGCUGCGUUCGCAGCUCGAGGCGCUCUACAUGCAGAUUCUAUCGACUUUGACUUUACCUACACUCCGCAACAUUUUUCUCAACCGGCCAUCAACAGACCUUCGCAAACCGCUCCAAGGAACCGAGUCACUAUUGUCCUCGCUGGCGGACAACUUCACGAUGGGCUCAGCUUCGGCCUUGCUAGGCUCUCUGGAAUGCCUCAAGCUGCGCAAGUCAGAAAGGCACGCCAUAAACAACACAUUUCUGAAGCUGAGGGCCGAGAAGCUCUUGUAUGGACUCAUCGUGGCUGGUGGAAAGCUCGUGAGCGUUAUACGGCCCCGGCGACACUCGCUGCACCCCAGCGAUCUGCAACUCAUUUUCAACAUGCUCUUCGAAUCGGACGGCAUCAAAGGCGCUGGUGGUGAGAAUUGGAUCCCCAUAUGCCUUCCAGCGUUCAACAACCAGGGGUACUUGUAUAUGUACGUCAGCUUCUUCGAAGGUGUGUCGGGUGACCAAGCGAGCGCACCCGAUGCCAACGAGGGCCGGCCUGCCGAGGGAGAGGUGGCCAUGAUCCUCAUCAGCCCGGACAGAGAAAGCUUUUAUGACUUGAAGAAGAUGCGAGACGACGUCGCCCUACAGUUGGCGAAGAACGGCAGCCUCGCUUUGAUUCGCAAGGCAGCGCGAGCAGGCCGUCCCACUGUGCCCCAGGUUGCGCCGGGCAGUCAGAUCAGCCAUUUCUUGUAUAAGUCGCGAGCGAAUGUGCAGUUCUGCAUGUCCUCCCUACAACCCGCUUUCGCUCAAAUCGUGGAGCGGAGGAGGCUCAUGACCCUGUACCACGAAUUGCACGCAUCGGCUCACACGAAGCACGCCCACCUCAAGGUUCUACAUUGCUGCAGCGAGGAGGCGACGUCGUUGGCAUGGAUUACGCCUGUCUUCGAGUUCUACUGCGUGGGCGGGCCAAACAUGUCGCGAUCCUCCAUGACGCAAGGAGCAAACAAGAUCAUCCAGUGGGCAAAGAAGGAAGAGCAACGUCUUUUCAUCAUUGGGGGCGGCGUCUUUUGA